Opisthocomus hoazin is the source of this 2089-nucleotide messenger RNA. NCBI's taxonomy places the organism in Eukaryota, Metazoa, Chordata, Aves, Opisthocomiformes, Opisthocomidae. The record is from RefSeq and is a predicted model, not a curated record.
AUGGUGAAGAUGGUCAGCCAUGGAAAACAUAUUGGAAAACAUAUUGCAAUAAUAGUCCAACAGCUUAACAAUUUUAACCCUGAAAGUCAGAGCGUGGAGGAUUUCUUGAAUGAAUCAGCUAAGACGUUGCAGACUCUUAACGUGACAGAGGAAAAAUUUGUGUUGGAUACACUAGCUGGAUGCAUAGCAUAUAAAUCCUUAUUGGAUGUAGUAGUCAAUGCCUUUUUUGUUCGGGAUGGGAAAUACUGCCUGGUUUCUGAGCGUAAUCUUUAUAUAGUUAUUUGCUACCUGGCUACUUUUCAACUAGAAGAGCUCGGUCUUCAGCACUUCAGCAGAAUUGUGAAAUCUCUGGACACUGCAAAAAUGCAAAAGUUUCUUAGAUUCUUCUUCAAUGCCUUGUAUUUGAACACAUGGAUAAAAGAUGAAUGGAGCCGGUUCUACGAUUCACUGUAUGUAAAAGAGAACUGGAUUGAUCCACUGCUAAGAUGGCAGCCAAAAGUACAGCAACUGGUUGAACAGCUCACAGAUAAAUUAAGUAAUCCUACUACCACUGUCAAGACUUCGACGGUCACUCAGCCAAAGAAAUUUAAUUUGACUGUACCCAAACCACGUGCCAUUCCUAUACCUCGGCCAAUACCUGUACUGGAAAAGAGGCCACCUGCUCCUUCAAGCACCUACAAACCUCCAAAGGAAAAAAAGCAACUAGAGGAAAUCAAAACAAAAAAUCGCCAAAAAGCAGAAGCUGACAAUAUACCUAUUAAAUUAAAUGCUGCAGCUAUUUUAAGAGAGGGCGCCCUCUAUCAGCGGAAAAUGGAACAGGAGCUCAAGAGAAUUGAGAAUUUGCUACAAGGGGCUGGAGACCCAUCUGAAUUCUUGGAAUGGCAAAAACAGAUGCGUGGAAAAGAUUUGGAAGAGCAGCUGGCUGAAAUAGAGUGUAGGAGGCUUCAAGGGAAACUGAGUCAUGAAGAGGCAGUUCUAGCCCAUCAGAAUGUAACUCAAGAAAAUAAGAAAAAAGCUGAGCUAAUGAGAGAAGAGAAAGCAGAGCUGAUGCAGCAAUAUGCAGAGAAACGUCUACAGGAACAGCAAGAAAUGAGAGAGCUGGUGGAGCAGGUCGUCGAAGGACACAAGAAUGCGAAGCAAGCAAAAAUAAAGCUCCAGAAAUACAAACAGCAGAUAGUUCAGGAAGUUUGCGAAGAAAAUCGAGAACUUCUUCGGCAAGCUUUAGAAGAAGAGGAGGAGAAGCUUAGGAAAAGAUAUGAACUAAUUCAACAAAUACGAGCCAUUGAGUCUUUACCAAGACUCAGACACAAGUUUGUUGAUUUAACUGAGACUGGUGGCCAUGGUUUAAUUUGUGAAAUGUCAAUAGUGGAACUACGCGAACGCCUCGCUCUACUCAAAGAAGCACAGAAGGCAGCAGAGGAAGAGAAGAGAGACCAGAUAAUUCAUGAAAAACAAGCUAAGGAACAACUUCUUCUAGACAAACUCGACCAGAUUUGCCUGUUCAGAGCAGAACUCGGACGAGCAGCUGCUUUAAAGCAAGAAGAAAAGAAAAGAAAGCCCCAGUCUGGUGAAAGGCCUGUGAAAGAUGAACGCAUUUUAAACCUGCAGAAAAAGAUUGUAGAAAAAAAGAUGGAGCGUAAAAAGCAAGCUGGACUCUUAAAGAUUACUCCUCAGAAAACCAGCAUUGCAUCAAGGAAGGAUUCAUGGCAAUGGAACCAUUGGAAAGAAAUGGAAGAGAGUCGGGAACGACAGUUCAAGAAUCUUCAACAUGGCUUCAUGGCCAGAGAAACAGCUCAGAAAAUGGCUGCCUAUGAGGCAGCAAGAAGUGGAGCCACAGCCUGUAUAUUGCGCUCUGAAGUACAAUAAAAUACAUUUGGAAGAAAUUCAGGCCUGCUGGAAAUCUCCCAGUGUGCCUAUUUACUACAAGGUUGAAUAUUAAUCUUUAUUUCACCUUUACAGCGUAAUUAGAAAAACAUUGGUCAUAGAGGCACAAUAGAAUAAAAAUGUGUUUAUUUUUUUGUAAUAGAAUUUUAUUUUUAAGCUAUAAUGAUACAUAUUUUUCUGUUAGAAUCAAAAGCUUUAAGAAACC